Molecule: messenger RNA, 3090 nt
Organism: Solanum pennellii
Lineage: Eukaryota; Viridiplantae; Streptophyta; Magnoliopsida; Solanales; Solanaceae
Exons: 6
Coding region: 1-3090 (1029 amino acids)
Molecular function (GO): nucleic acid binding; RNA-DNA hybrid ribonuclease activity
Source: RefSeq, a predicted model, not a curated record
AUGAGGCGACGAGUGGAACUUAUGGUUUCCUGUAAAGAGGAACUCAAGGCAAAGGUUCAUACUAUGGUUUACACCAAAGAGAGCGAGGAAGAUGAAGAAAGUGUAGGUUCCUCAAAUCAUGUUACAAUCCAAAAUGAGUACGAUUCUUUGCCUCAAAAGAAGAUUGAGGAAGAGGUAGAAGAUAUUGUCUCGUGUUGUCAUAUAUCGGUCAAUGACAAUGAUCCUGUGGAAGAGGAAGAUGCUAAAGAUGCUCCACCAGAACUUGAAGGAGUAAAGAUCACAAUAGAUCCUUAUCCGAAGCCAACUUACUUGAGUGCGUUUCGAGAAAUUGAUGAAGAAGUCGUUUACAUGAAUAUACUCAAAGAAUAUAGAGAUGUAUUUGCAUGGAGUUACAAAGAAAUGCCUGGAUUGAAUCCUAGAGUAGCGGUCCAUCAAUUGGCAGUCAAAAAUGGUUCUCGUCCAGUUAAACAAGCUCAAAGACGUUUUAGACCAGACUUGAUUCCGUUGAUAGAAAAUGAAGUUAACAAACUCAUUGAGGCAGGAUUUAUUCGUGAGGUCAAAUAUCCUACAUGGAUUUCAGGUAUUGUUCCUGUGAGGAAGAAGAAUGGUCAAAUUCGAGUUUGCGUUGACUUUAGAGAUCUCAAUAAUGCAUGCCCUAAAGAUGAGUUUCCUCUUCCCAUUCCAGAGUUGAUGAUUGAUGCCACCACUGGUUAUAAGGAAAUGUCGUUCAUGGAUGGUUCUUCUGGAUAUAAUCAAAUCCGCAUGUCAUUAAAAGAUGAAGAACUCACUGUAUUUCGCACGCCAAAAGGUAUUUAUUGCUACAAAGUGAUGCCAUUUGGUUUAAAGAAUGCUGGCGCCACAUAUCAAAGGGCUAUGCAAAAUAUCUUUGACGACUUGCUCCAUAAAAAUGUUGAAUGUUGUGUUGAUGAUUUGGUAAUAAAGUCGAGGAAGAAGGGUGAUAAUUUGAAAGACUUAAGGAUGGUGUUUGAGUUACUCCGAAGAUAUCAACUAAGGAUGAAUCCAUUGAAAUGUGCCUUCGAAGUUACUUCCGGCAAGUUCCUUGGCUUUAUUGUGAGACAUCGAGGAAUUGAAAUUGAUCAAGCCAAAGUCGAUGCAAUAUCAAAGAUGCCUGAACCUCGAGAUAUUCAUGAGAUAAAAAGUCUCCAAGGAAAGUUAGCCUACUUGAGAAGGUUCAUCUCAAAUCUAGCGGGGAGAUGUCAACCAUUUAGUCAUCUCAUGAAGAAAGGUGCUCCGUUUAAUUGGGACCAAGCAUGUAGCAAAGCCUUUGAAAGUAUCAAAUCGUAUCUAGCGAAACAUCCGGUUUUGGCAGCCCCUAUACCUGGAAAACCAUUGAUACUUUACAUUGCAACACAAGAAAGGUCUGUAGGAGCCCUGUUAGCUCAAGAGAAUAGUGAAGGCAAAGAAAAUGCUCCUUAUUACUUAAGUAGUACGAUGACGCCAAAUGAGCUAAAUUAUUCGCCAAUUGAAAAGUUAUGCUUGGCACUGGUCUUCUUAAUUCAAAAGAUGAAGCAUUAUUUUCAAGCUCAUGUUGUCCGCCUUAUUUCUAGAGCAAAUCCCAUCAAGUUUGUUAUAUCAAAACCUGUCCUUAGUGACCGACUAGCAAGAUGGUACCUCCAAUUCCAACAAUUUGAGAUUGUGUACAUCCCUCAAAAAUCCGUGAAGGGACAAGCACUAGCAGAUUUCUUAGCAGACCAUCCUAUACCAAAUGAUUGGGAGUUAACUGAUGAGUUUCCUGAUGAAGAUGCGAUGUUAAUUGAAGUUCAACCUCCUUGGAAAAUGUACUUUGACGGGGCUGCACAUCGCGGCGGAGCUGGUGCUGGCAUGGUGUUCAUCACUUCACAAGAAGAGAUUCUACCAUUCUCUUUUACUCUAAAAAAAUGUUGCUCCAAUAAUGUCGCUGAAUAUGAAGCACUGAUACUUGGACUUGAAAUGGCCGUUGACAUGAAACAAUUACAUUUUACAGGAAGUUAUGAGGUAAAAAAGCCUGAAUUGCGACCUUAUCAUGAUUAUGCUGAAAAUUUGAUAAGAUGGCUUGGGGAUGUAACCCUUCAACAUGUGCGUCGAACAGAGAAUAAGAAAGCUGAUGCAUUGGCUACUCUAGCUUCAACGCUAACCCUUCCUGAUCAAACGCAAGUAACUGUCUGUCAAAAAUGGAUAGUACCACCGUCAAAUGAGGAAGAAUAUAUUGAAAAUAAGCUUGAUCAUAUCGUCGCCAUUGUUGAAUCUGCGAAGGAAGACUGGAGACAACCCAUCAUUGACUACCUAUGUUAUGGGAUACUUCCAGAAAAUCCAAGAAGAAGGACUGACAUACGUCGUCGUGCACCUCGUUUCCUUUACUACAAGGAUACAUUAUAUAGAAGAUCAUUUGAGGGUAUGUUAUUACGAUGUUUGGGAGAGGAAGAAGCGAUUCAAGCUCUGCAAGAAGCACACUCAGGACCACCCGAAGUAUUGCACCCAACCAUCGCAUCUUGUCCAUUUGACGCUUGGAGACUGGAUAUUGUAGGACCAUUACCAAAGUCUUCUGGUGGACACUUGUACAUCUUGGCUGCAACUGAUUACUUUUCAAAAUGGGCUGAAGCUGUCGCUUUUAAAGAGCGUAAAUCUUCUAUGUACCAUGUUGCCGCUAAUGGUCUUGCUGAAGCAUUCAAUAAGACUAUGCAACCUUCUCAAGAAAUCCUGCCACUCGAGCGUCAAAUACCCUCCUUAAGACUUGCAAUUCAAGAAGGGCUCACUGAGGAAGAAAAUGCUCGAUUGCGUCUUGCUGAGUUAGAAGCACUUGAUGAAAAGAGGUUAGAAGCCCAACAAAACCUUGAAUGUUAUCAAGCUCGUCUAUCUCGUGCUUUUAAUAAGAAGGUUCGUUUGAGGUGCUUUCAAGUUGGAGAUCAAGUUCUCCCGGUAAGAAGACCCAUCAUUACUUCGCACAAGUCUGGGGGCAAAUUUACCUCAAAGUGGGAUGGACCAUAUGUCGUACAAGAAGCAUAUUCAAAUGGUGCUUACAAGCUUGUUGAUGCUGAUGGCUUAAGGAUCGGUCCUAUUAAUGCCAAAUUUCUAAAGAGAUACUAUCCUUGA